GUCUUGUGCAUCCGGUUAAUGUGCGGGGUUAUCUAUGCCCAUGAACACAUGGUGUUGUGCUGUCGUGAUUAUGUGGUAGGUUUCCGAUUGUUUUCUUGCCCUUACUGGAUGAAAGUUGAUUACAUGUGUUUGUUCUGCCCCAACUGGAAAAACGUGGGGCAUAACAGUUGACACCUGUUUUAAUGGAUGUUUCUAACAAUGCUGUCAAGUGGCCAUUCUCCAAAGUCUGAAAAAGAUGUAUCAAAAUUCGGUAAAGACGUUGAUGAAGCACCUUCUGAAAAAGGAAUUACAUUUGAAAAUCUUUGCAAAGAAGAAGCAGGCGUGUUAUCUGCAUGUGCAUCAUCUGUUAAUUGGACGAAGACUGAAAUGCCAGAAACGCUUUCAAAACGACAACUAAAGAAACUAAGAAAGAAAGAAAAAUGGUUAGCAUACAAGCCUAUUAAAAGAGCCAAAGAAAAAUUGAAACUGAGACAGAAGAAAUUAGAUGCACGUCAAAAUAAUGUUAAGCUGGGACCAUCAAGGAAAGAGCUGAAACAUUCAAAAAUGUCACAGAGUAAUUGUAAAGUUCGUGUAGCAAUUGAUUUGUCUUUUGAUGACCUAAUGAAUGAUAAGGAAAUUAGUAAAUGUGUCAAGCAGCUGUUACGAUGUUACAGCCUUAAUCGAAGAGCCAAAGAUCCAGUGCAGUUCUAUAUUACAAGUUUUGAUGGAAGGUGUAAGGCAGAAAUGCAAAAGCACACCGGGUACCAGAACUGGGAUGUAUAUUUUCAUAAUGAGAGUUAUGCGGAUGUCUUCGAAUCCAAAGACUUGGUGUAUCUAACGAGCGAAUCACACAGUGUUAUUUCUUCGUUAGAAGCAGAUAAAGUUUAUGUUAUAGGAGGUCUUGUAGAUCACAAUUCUUAUAAGGGCUUAUGUCAUCAGAUUGCUGAAGAGAAAGGGAUACGUCAUGGUCAGUUGCCCAUUGGAGAAUUUCUGGAGAUGAAAACCAGAAAAGUUCUGACAAUUGACCAUGUGUUUGAAAUCAUCUUGGAAGUAACAAGAGGAAAGUCUUGGAAAGAAGCAUUACUCAAUGUCCUGCCGCCCAGAAAAGGAGCUGUUGAAAAGGUGGAAGAAUUUGAGACAUUUAGUACUUCUCAGUGCAUUGAGAAGAAACCCAUAAGCACUGUUCCAGAAACAGAUACAGAGUAAUGUAGACCCACAGUAAGUCAAUGUUGUUGUUAUGUUUACUUUGAUGUUUGCGACAACACGACUCUCGCUUGGCGUUGCCAGUUGUCUGAGAUGUAUUUGAUAUACAGGAUCUCAAUAAAGAACCUUUACAACUGA
Messenger RNA from Zootermopsis nevadensis, 1320 nucleotides. Its product is annotated as tRNA methyltransferase 10 homolog A. The record is from RefSeq and is a predicted model, not a curated record. Gene Ontology annotation, cellular component: nucleoplasm; nucleus. Gene Ontology annotation, molecular function: tRNA binding. NCBI's taxonomy places the organism in Eukaryota, Metazoa, Arthropoda, Insecta, Blattodea, Termopsidae. Gene Ontology annotation, biological process: tRNA N1-guanine methylation.